AUGCUUGCUGGUUUCCUCUUCCUGCUCUUCCACACAGACGGGGUGUAUUCUGAAGAUAACUGCAGCUAUCAGGAUGUUUUAAACUACCUGAACUUGACCAAAAACAAUGAGCAGUACUUCAUGACCCGGCCUGUAAGAAACUACAAACACCCCACACGGGUUAACCUAGAAGUUCUGCUCUAUGCCAUUCUUGACGUGAUUGAGAAAGACCAAAAAUUCAUUCCUUACAUUUGGACAGACAUGUGGUGGCACAAUGAAUAUAUUUCCUGGGAUCCAAAUCAAUUUUGUGGAAUUGAUAAUGUUUCUCUUCCCACUGAGAUACUGUGGAAGCCAGAUCUUACUAUUGAAGAAAUGAUAGAGCGGGACAAAGCACCUCUGAGUCCUUAUCUCACUAUCAACAACAAAGGUUACGUUGAAGUCCAGAAUGAUCAGGUGCUGGACAGCACCUGCAGGAUGCACAUUUAUAAUUUCCCCUUCGACAUACAGCGCUGCAGCCUCUCCUUCAAGUCUGUCAUACACACUGCCAAGGACAUCCGGCUGCAGCCAAUCGACAACUCUUCAGAGGCCACAGAGUGGACUCGGGAGAUGUUGCUGACCCAGUACGAAUGGCUGUUCAUCAACAUGACAGUCACUUCCAACAACGCCAGCGAUUUACUCGACCAAGACAUCAUCAUUUACACUAUCAGCAUGAGGAGGAGGUCAACACUCUACAUCGUCAACUUCAUAGUACCCGUCCUGUUCUUCUUGUGUCUGGACUUGGCCUCCUUCCUGAUCUCAGACAACGGGGGCGAGAAGCUGAGCUUCAAGGUCACUGUGCUGCUUGCUGUCACUGUGAUGCAGCUUAUUCUGAAUGAAAUCCUGCCUUCCUCGUCAAACAGGAUUCCUCUUAUAGCUGUCUACUGCAUUGGGAUAUUUGGUCUGAUGAUGCUCAGCCUCCUGGAGACGAUUUUCAUCAUGUAUCUGUUAGAGAAAGACUCUGCAUCCCGAGAGAGUGAGACAGAUAAAGACCAAAGCCCGAGUGAGGACUGUAACAAACAGGGCAAUGCCAACUUCCUCAAAUGUCACGGAGAGCUGCACAAACGGACUCAGUGUGUGUGUAUCUAUGAUGGUGAUGGUGGACCUUCGUCUGAACUGCUGUCCGUGGCCAAAGAGAACAGCAGCAAGCUGGUGGAGGAGUCCCACGCCUUGGAGAAGGUUUCAGACGAGCUGAAGGAGAUGGAGAAAACACUGACUCUGCUCCUCAACAGCAGGAAGGACGAGUUCAAGCCCGGCUACUGGACCAGAGUGGCUAAAAGAGUCAACAGAGCUUUCUUUAUUUUCUAUGUCACAGUGGUCAGUGUGUUUUUAGCUUACAUCUUUUUAAAAUGGAACAAUGCAUAGAAGAAAUUCAUAAAAGAUAAAUGAGUAACUAGACUCAGAGAUAAUCAUUUAUGAUAAUAAUUUAAUUACUUUUAUUUCUCCUGUCGUGUUUUCAAGUUAAUAUGUACCUGGUUUGCAUGUGCUUGCAGGAAACAGCUAGCACAGCCUUGCGCUCUCUCCUCUGACACCUACUUCACUACCUACUCAGCUUUUGUGUAUUAGUACGCUGACUACCAGCAAUCCCUAUAAAACUAUUACAAACUUAAACUGCACUAUAAAAUCACUCAAGUACGGUAACAAAGUGUGUGUGUCAGUCAGCAAACUCUUACCUAGUUAACUCGUUGGCUUAGCUGAGGGACAGGACAAUAAAUGUCCACAGUUGAUUCAAAAGACGGACUUGUACGUAAGUUUCUGCAAACCGUUUCUCUUUUAGGGAUCAGUUUAUACUCCGAUAGAGGGUUGAAUAGAAGUGGGUGGAGUAACAGCUAAUGAGCUGCACAUUAGAUUGUUGAAUGAGCCACCAUACAGACUUCCACAUGGGGAAAACAUGUUAAUGUGAGUUUGCAAACCAGAUAACAAUUGAACAGCAAAUCACGGACAGUAACUUGCUCACAAUGGACAUCAGCUGUUUGCGCUCUGAGCACUUAACGGCGGUUUUCUUUUUCAUAUCUUGCUCUGCGGGAAGAGGCAUACAUAAAAUGAUGUGCUCAUAAAAGCCUUG
This is a messenger RNA of Seriola aureovittata, 2080 nucleotides long. Its product is annotated as 5-hydroxytryptamine receptor 3A-like. NCBI's taxonomy places the organism in Eukaryota, Metazoa, Chordata, Actinopteri, Carangiformes, Carangidae. Bases 1 to 1380 code for a protein of 459 amino acids. Gene Ontology annotation, cellular component: membrane; synapse; neuron projection. Gene Ontology annotation, biological process: regulation of membrane potential; monoatomic ion transmembrane transport; chemical synaptic transmission. Gene Ontology annotation, molecular function: extracellular ligand-gated monoatomic ion channel activity; neurotransmitter receptor activity; transmembrane signaling receptor activity. The transcript is spliced from 10 exons. The record is from RefSeq and is a predicted model, not a curated record.